AGCAACACUCUUGUUGUCUCUGACAUCUUGUGAUCACAAGACUUCUAUCCUCUAGUUUUCUGUCAAGGCAAAAAUUGGGCGAGAAAAAGCCGUCCCUGCAGGGAUUCGUGUGUAAAAUAGCUCCAAUUUAGUGCAACACAACAUCAAGAUGAGGUACUUCUUAACUUAUUUGGCUGGGCUCAUAAUAGUCAUUGUGGUGCCCAUUUUCUCCAUGUACUAUUUAUUGAACGGAAAGGGUGAGCAAAUCAGCUUUGGAUGGUUCCUGGAGAAUACGUCGCCCUACAUGUGGGCGACGUUGGGCAUUGCUUUCGCCGUGUCUCUGUCCGUGGUCGGCGCUGCGGCGGGUAUCCACACCGUUGGCGUGAGCAUAGUCGGUGGAGGUGUUAAGGCGCCCAGAAUCAAGACCAAGAACUUGAUCUCCGUUAUCUUCUGCGAGGCCGUGGCUAUCUACGGACUGAUCACUGCCAUCGUGCUAUCUGGUAUGCUGGAAAAAUACCCUGAACCCUUGACAGACUUCAGUAUCAAGAGUCAAAACUACAUGGCUGGCUAUGUAAUGUUUGGAGCUGGAUUGGCUGUGGGCCUUGUAAACUUAUUCUGUGGUAUCGCUGUGGGAAUUGUUGGAUCUGGAGCGGCCCUCUCUGAUGCAGCCAACGCAGCACUUUUUGUGAAGAUCCUUAUUGUUGAAAUCUUUGGAUCAGCCAUUGGUCUAUUUGGGCUCAUUGUUGGUAUUUACAUGACAUCAAAAGUCAAAAUGGGUGCUGCUUAAGAAGACAGAACUUAAAAUUAAGUUAUGCAACAGCACUGGAUCGCCUGUAAAACCAAGUGUGAGACACAAACAGUGCUGAGAAAAGUAUCCAAUCAAUGGUAAAUUAUUCAGUAUAGCUUGAAUUCAAUACUACCGCAGUGUUACUUGUAUUACUACGACCUAACUACUUUGAUGUGUUAUGUGAUGUUUAAACUUGUUAAAUAGAUAACUUCAUAUUUGUAAAAGAUACUUGACCUUGGCACUUCUACAAGAUUACAAUUUUGAAUAUUAUAAAACCUCAUCUUACUUAAGUUGUUGCAUUUAGUGCCAAGGAUUCAGGUAUCUGCCAGACCAUUUUAUUUGUGGAUAGAAUCAGUAUUUAGUUGGAGUGUUUUUUGACAAUUUGACAGUAAACUUUUGAGUAACUAAGCUGACUCUUAGGGGUUAUAGUGACUGGAUUCAUAUUGAAUUAAAUAAUGCAUGUGUCAUAUCAAAAAUGAUAUCAAACUUUUGUUAUGUAUAACUCAAACUAUACUUUAUGAACCUGUAUCAAUCAUGGGUUUUAAUGAUUAGUUCAAUGUGGUAUCUAGUCACUGUUAAAGGCUUAACAUUCCAUGAACCUCGUGCAACUUGAAUAAGUGUUUAUUGGCCUCCCAGCAGCCACCCAUACAUGUACUGUACAUAAACUAAUUGGAGUAUAUAUCACAUUAAAAUUAAGGUUGUUUUUCAAACACUUUGUUAAGAUAUAUUAAAUGUAUUUUCAAUAUAAUAUAUUGUAUGAGAUUAUCACUAGAUAUAUCAGGUGUUAGAGAAGUUUCAUAUACCUGUUUGUCAUUAUCAGUAAAAUGUAUUUUCUUGAUGUAUUUAUUUAAAGAACAUAAUUGGCCUAGGCUUUAUUAAACCUUUGUUUAUUACUUGUCACAAAGUGGGAAAGAACCUUAUGCAAGAACUAGUUGUUUCAAUGCAGUUCAAUUUUAUUUUAUAAUUUAUGCAAUCAAAAUAAUACUUCAAUUGUAAAUAUGUUUGCUUUCCUAUUUCUUGUGAACACACUAAUUUAUUGUAUCUACUUGUAAAUUUGUAUCCCUUUAAACUUAACUAUAGGUGUUGAAGUUAAUGCCAUAGAUUGUGUAUGAGUAUUGAAAUUCAAUUUUUAUUGAUAACUUAAGGCACAAUGUCGUGUACACAGUUUUGGAAUUAAAAAAAUCGAAAGUAUUAUGUCAGUCCUACCUAAGCAAUCUACUGAUGUAAUUCUAAGUUAAUAUUUUAUUUGUGCAAAUGUAGAUAUUAUGUAUGUUGAUGAAUAAAUAGAUAAAAGUUGU
This is a messenger RNA of Cydia splendana, 2064 nucleotides long. It is a transcript of the gene VhaPPA1-1, whose product is annotated as V-type proton ATPase 21 kDa proteolipid subunit c''. Gene Ontology annotation, cellular component: proton-transporting V-type ATPase, V0 domain; membrane. The transcript is spliced from 2 exons. Lineage: Eukaryota; Metazoa; Arthropoda; Insecta; Lepidoptera; Tortricidae. The coding region runs from base 149 to 766 and encodes 205 amino acids. Gene Ontology annotation, biological process: proton transmembrane transport. The record is from RefSeq and is a predicted model, not a curated record. Gene Ontology annotation, molecular function: proton-transporting ATPase activity, rotational mechanism.